AUGAUUAAUCAUCACACAUCUUUUGAGAGCUAGAUGGGAAAGCUCUAAGACUUGAAUCAUAAGAUUUAAGAUAUAGUUAAGCAACCUUUCACUGAAAGAAGAAUGUAAGAAAACAUAGAAACAGAUGAAAAAAUAGAGUUACAGAUAGCUUUAAAGUAAAUUUUAGAGUAUGAGCAUAUGCUGUUAAAUUGCUCUUAAAAUUUUGAAAUGAUAAAUGAAGCAUUUAAAGAAGAAUUUGAAAAGAUGGAUGCUUAGGUAGAAGAGUUAAUACAAGAAAAAGAAAGAGAAUUAUAAUCUUAUGCAACAAGAUGUGAAUAACUUUAGGAAGCUAAUAAUGAGCUAUCUUAGAAAAAUUUUUCAAUAGUUAGUAAUUUAGAGCAGCUUGAAGAAGAAUUAAAUAGAUAAAAAGAAUAGCAAAGAAAAUUAGAGCUUCAGAUAUGUUAACUUAAUGAAUCACAUAAUGAAAAUACUGUUUAAAUAAGAGAAAGAUAAGCUACAGUAUAAUAGUUGUAAGAAGAAAAUUAGCAAUAAACUUAGCAACAGUAGAGGAUUUUAUAUAAAUAAAAAACGGAAAUUAUCGAUCUCCAAGAAAAAUAUGAAGAUUUGUUAAGAUAAAUGGAAGAUAAUUCAAAAUAAUAUGCAGAUUCCUUAAAAGAAAUAGAUAAUUUAAAAAAUAAAAAUUCCCAGCUGAAAGAAAUGAACUAGCAUCUAAAAGAUGAAAUCAUUAAAAUUUUAGAAGAGAAAGAACUUCUAUUUAGCAGUGAUAACCUAGAUAAGGAUUAAAAUGCUUAUAAUAGCAUGCAAAAUGGAGAAGAGGGAAACGAAGUUUAGACUUUAAGUCUUCCUAAAACAGCUUAAAAGGAAUAAAAUUAAAAUGGAUCUAUUUUAGACAGUUUUAAAAAUUAAUUCUCUACAAUUUAUGGAGACUUAAUGAGUGAUUAUAACAAAGAAAAGCAUCCAAAGUCAAGCAGACUCCAACAUAUUCAUAUAACUAAUUAGGCCAAUCAUGAAGUCAGUAAAUUUUAAUCAGCAGAGAGUAACAGAAGUCAUAUUUUCAAUAUUGGCAAUUAAUUAUCACAAAUUAAAAAGGAAGAAUCGUUUUUUGAAGGAUUUAAUCCUAAUACUCAACGCUCUACUGAUAGUUAAAUGAGCUUUAAUAUUGUUUAAAACUUUUUAAGAGAUAAUAAUGCAAAUUUAGAAAAUAAUAAUGAAUAAGAAAUAUAUGAAAAAGUUAAUCUAUCAUAAAAAAACUCUAAAUCAUCAUAGCUCUCAAUCCGUUCUUCUUUUGAAAGUCCUAGGAUCUAAUAAAUAAUUGUUCCUUAGUAAAGUUAAAAUAAAUCUCAAUCAAGUAUUCCGUCAUAAUAAGAAUAUUUGGAUAAUAAUCUUAAAAGCAGAAACUUAAAUGACCAGGAUAAUUAAGAAUAAGAUUAAAUUUAUUAAAAUGAAAUUAAGCUAGAUAAGUAUUCAGCCAAACUACAUAAAGGUCACUAAAGAUACUUGUCUGCAAUACCAACAAGUAAAUCUAACUCAUUCAAUGAAAGUGAAGAUGAGACCGGAAAUGUUGAAAAAAUAAAAAACCAUUCUAUUUUAAAUAGUAAUAUAGUUGAGAAUCAAGAAACCUAAAUAAAAAAGCUUGAUGCAGAAACAUAAACAAAAAUUAAUUAGGGAAAUAAUAAAAUAAAUAUGUAAAUAUAAACUGAUAAUGUUCAAGUGGAUAACUCAGAAACUUAAACAUCAAUAAUUUACUCAUAAAAUAAAGAUGUUUAAACAGAAAAAGAAGCAAAUGAAGAAUUAAAAAAUGAAAAAAACUCAUCUCAAGAUAAAUCUAAUUAAAAUUAGCAAUAAAACAAAAACAAAACAAACAACGAAUCAGAAAAUAAUUGUUAAAAAUGUGUGUAUGCUCAGGACCCAUAUUAUGUUUUUUACAUAUUGAUUUGCUAGACUGCAAAAAUGAAUUCUAAAUAUAAAGAUGAUGUUAUUGACUUUGAUAUUAAAUAAUUUUAUUAAGAAAUUAAGGAAAUAAUACCAAUUAAUCAGGUAUAUCAUCUAUCUACUUAUUUUAUAUUACAUAUCCAUCAAGUAUUUUUUUAUUUAUUAAAUGAAAUAGUGGUAUUAAUGGGCUAGUAAUAAGUUAAUAGAAUUGAGAAAUUAGUUUAUGAAAAGAUGAUUAAAGACUAUCUAAAGAAUAAUUUAUCUCUUCAAGAUAUUCAUUCUUUAAUUUUGUUGAUAGUGAUAAAAAUUGUUUGA
Molecule: messenger RNA, 2247 nt
Organism: Tetrahymena thermophila SB210
Lineage: Eukaryota; Ciliophora; Oligohymenophorea; Hymenostomatida; Tetrahymenidae
Exons: 7
Source: RefSeq, a predicted model, not a curated record